Molecule: messenger RNA, 1243 nt
Organism: Gastrolobium bilobum
Lineage: Eukaryota; Viridiplantae; Streptophyta; Magnoliopsida; Fabales; Fabaceae
Product: zinc finger protein CONSTANS-LIKE 4
Exons: 2
Coding region: 58-948 (296 amino acids)
Biological process (GO): regulation of photoperiodism, flowering; regulation of flower development
Cellular component (GO): nucleus
Molecular function (GO): zinc ion binding; protein binding
Source: RefSeq, a predicted model, not a curated record
ACACAACACAAAAACAAAAACAAAACAGUUUAGAGAGAGGAAGCCAUAACCAUAGCAAUGGCCUCCAAGCUCUGCGAUUCAUGCAAAUCCGCCACCGCCACACUCUAUUGCCGCCCUGACUCCGCCUUCCUCUGCGGCGCCUGCGAUUCGAAAGUGCACGCCGCUAACAAGCUCGCAUCUCGUCACCCUCGCGUUUCACUCUGCGAAGUCUGCGAGCAAGCCCCUGCACAUGUCACCUGCAAGGCAGACGCCGCCGCACUCUGCCUCGCCUGUGACCGCGACAUCCACUCCGCUAACCCCCUCGCCAGCCGCCACGAACGCGUUCCCGUUACUCCUUUCUUCGAACCCUUACAUUCUGUCAAAUCCAUUAACUUCCUCGACGAUCACCGCUUCUUCUCCGACGCAAAUGCCGACGUCAGCACCGAAGAGGCCGAGGCAGCUUCCUGGUUGCUCCCUACUCCUAAGCCAGAUCAGUACCUAUUCUCCGAAACGGAAACGGAACCCGUCCCGUACAUAGAUCUGGAUUACGGACAUGUGGAUCCGAAAACGGAGCAGAAAAAUUCCGUCACCGCCGACGGAAUAGUUCCGGUACAGAGCAACUUUGAGACUUUCGCCUACGGUUACAAGUACAACACACAGUCACAGUCGCAGAUGAGCCAUAGUGUAUCAUCGUCGUCGAUGGAGGUUGGUGUCGUGCCGGACGGGAACACUUCGUCGGAGAUAUCGAACUGCAGCUACGGCAAGGUUACGGCGCAGUUCUCGGCGGCGGAUAGGGAGGCGAGAGUGUUGAGGUACAGGGAGAAGAGGAAGAACAGAAAGUUCGAGAAGACGAUUCGUUAUGCUUCGAGGAAAGCAUAUGCAGAAACCAGGCCCAGGAUCAAAGGAAGGUUCGCCAAACGCUCUGUUGUCGAUCCUCUUGCUGGAUACGGCGUCGUUCCUACCUGUUGAUCAGUUCGCAAAAUGUUAUGAUAUAAAUAUUGUAUGUUGCUUUUAUUGUAUAUAUUUAUUUAUUUUGUUUUGUUUUGUUUUGUUUUGUUUGAAUUAUGCAAUGCAAACUCUUUGCCGUCGAUUUUGUAGUUUGUUUAUCGUUUUUGGGUGAAUGAUGAUGGCAAUGGAACUUGCUUUUCGGCUAUGGCUGCUGUGCAGAUCAGCGUAUCAAAAUCUGGAAUGUUAUUGGUGCUGAACGUAUGAUAAUAUGGUUUUUUAAUCACAGAUCAUGUUUAUAAAAAUUAGUUUUUAAUUA